UCAGCCUUCAGGUAAUUGGCAAAAACAUUGAUGUUAGAGAAGAGGCUAAACAUUUUUUGGAGCUCUUGUGCAACUCACACAAUCAAUUUGAUGCUCCAAGGCAUUGGCAACCUGCCAAGGUUUAAGAAAACAGUUGACCAAGCAAAGGCAUUCACUAUUUUUGUGUAUGGGCAUCACCGAACCUUGGCAUGCAUGCGGUCUUUCACCAAGGAGAAGGAUAUCAUAAGGCCAGGGGUGACCAGAUUUGCCACCAACUACCUUACUUUGCAAAGUUUGAUGGAUAAAAAAGAUGCACUAAGGAAGAUGGUGGUUGAUGCAAAGUGGGAGGAAAUACCAGAUGUGAAGUCAAGAAAGGGAAAGGAUGCAACAACCACUAUGUUGAGUACUCCUUUCUGGAAGAGUGUAGCACUUUGCCUUAAGGUUUUUGAACCUUUGGUGAGACUACUUCGUUUGGUUGAUGGGGAUGUCAAGCCAGCCAUGGGUUUCCUGUAUGGAGAGCUAAUUAAGGGAAAGGAGGUUAAGGAGGCCUUUGGCAAUGUGGAGAAGAACUACAAGGAUGUCAUGGCUAUUGUUGACAAGAAGAUGAAGAACAGACUUGAUUCUCCCUUGCAUGUUGCUGCAUACAUGCUGAAUCCAUACUACUCCUAUAAAGAAGCUUCCAUCUUUGAUGAUCCAAAUGUUAUGGAAAAGUUCAUGCUUUGUUGUGAGACAUACUUUAAAGGUGAUGAAGAGAAAGAGUACUUGGCUGUGAAUGAAGAUUUUGACAAGUUUCGGACGAGGCAAGGUUCCUUUGGAAAGAAGAUGGCAAGAAGCUGCGAAAAAUUUGAAUUUAGUCCUGCAUCUUGGUGGAGGCUCUAUGGAGGUGGAGCACCAACUUUGCAGCAUAUGGCUACUAGAAUCCUCUCAUUGACAGCAAGCUCCUCCUCCUGUGAGAGGAAUUGGAGCACCUUUGAAUCUAUACAUACCAAGAGAAGAAAUAGACUAACAACAGAGCGCCUCAGUAUGUUAGUCUAUGUGCAAUUCAAUGCACGGUUGCUGUCCAAGAAGGAGAAAAUCAGCAACAAGAAGACUUAUGAAGUCCUCUUAAGCAAUGAUGCUGCUGAAGCACAAGGAUUUUUGUAUGAGGGAGGGGAUGACCAAGCUUUGGUUGUGUUUAAAGACCCAGAUGACGAGGGUGAGGGUGAAGUUCCUGGAACUGGGAUGUCAUGGGCUGUUCUUGGAGAGGCAAUUGGAGCAAACGAGCAGCUGCAACCUCGUAGGAGUGGAAGAAGGGCCCAGCCUACUAGAGAGAUUCAUGAGGAAGAGUUUGAAUCUGAAUCCGAAGACUAUGAGGAAGAACAGAUUCCUUUUGAGGAUGAUGAAGAUGAAAUCUUAGGAGCAAAUUCCUUUGAGGAUUGAGGCUGUGGGCUGUGGCAAUUUGUGUGUUAUCAAUUAUCAUGUGUGCUGUCCUAUGUGUUGUAAUGCUAGCUGCUACUGCUAGCCAUGCUACCAAGACCUUUUAUUUGCUUCUCAUUUGAACUUUGAACUACCAGCUACCUAUGUUCAGUCAUAUAUCAUAUAUGUGCUGUGCCAUGUGCUAUCUA
Messenger RNA from Panicum virgatum (switchgrass), 1583 nucleotides. RefSeq lists its product as uncharacterized. The record is from RefSeq and is a predicted model, not a curated record. The coding region runs from base 31 to 1398 and encodes 455 amino acids. The transcript has 3 exons. Lineage: Eukaryota; Viridiplantae; Streptophyta; Magnoliopsida; Poales; Poaceae. Gene Ontology annotation, molecular function: protein dimerization activity.